Molecule: messenger RNA, 1251 nt
Organism: Histoplasma capsulatum G186AR
Lineage: Eukaryota; Fungi; Ascomycota; Eurotiomycetes; Onygenales; Ajellomycetaceae
Product: aspartic proteinase
Exons: 4
Coding region: 1-1251 (416 amino acids)
Biological process (GO): proteolysis
Molecular function (GO): aspartic-type endopeptidase activity
Source: RefSeq, a predicted model, not a curated record
AUGAGGUGUUUGGUGGCUCUCAGCAUCGGGUUUGUGUGGCUAUCUACUUUGGCCGGCUCUGAGCCUAUCAAGAAACGCAGCGGGUUCUCGAUCCAGCAAGUUUCAAAAUACCGACCAACGCCGCGUUCUCCAAUGGAAGAUUACGCGAAGGCCGUUCUAAGGUCGGAUCGUUCCAAUCACAUAAAAGAAAUGAAAAGUGCGCCGCGUAUCAUGAGCACCCCCCUGGAUGUCAAAUACGAGAGGUCUACAAAUGGAACUGUCUCAGCCGUCCCGGAACAGUUCGAUAUAGAAUACCUUAGUCCUGUGAAUGUUGCGGGAAAAACUUUAAACCUGGUACUUGAUACUGGAUCUGCAGAUCUCUGGGUAUUUUCAUCGCAACAACCCCUGGCGGAAAGGUCAGCUCACGACUAUUAUACCCCUCCUCCCGGAACGUUACCUUUGAAUGGGUGUUCCUGGGAGGUACAGUAUGGGGAUGGCUCAGUUGCAAAGGGCAAUGUCUAUGUUGAUAAAGUUUCCAUCGGUGACGUGGUUUCGCCGUUGCAAUCCAUCCAAGCCGCCCAGAGGGUUGGCAAAACGUUUGCUUUGGAUUCUAAUUUUGAUGGUAUUCUUGGACUCGCUUUUCCUUCUAUUAAUACGGUUCGGCCGGAGAAGCAAGUUGGGUUCUUUGAUAAUGUGAAGGAUACACUUCCCGAACCCUUGUUUGCCGUAUCCCUCAAGAAGACCAAGCCGGGAACGUUCGACUUCGGUUUUAUUGACGAUGAUAAAUACGACGGCAACAUCAAGUAUACCCCAGUCCAUAAAGGUGGUUUCUGGUCCAUCACUUCCACGGGACUGACAUACACCUCUCCCUUCACCUGCGCAGACACAGGGACUACCAUGGUCCUCCUCCCCGAGCCCAUCGUACACGAUUACUAUUCCAAAAUACCUGGUUCCACAAAAGCAUAUAGCCAGCUAAAUCCAUUUCUCAACGGCUGGAUAUUCCCAUGCAACGCGACUAUCCCGUCAUUUUCUCUCAUCGUUGAAAAUGAUUAUCGAGCGACGAUCCCUCCAGAACAUAUCAUCCUACAGCCCUUCUAUGUUAGUGGGGGCUCACCGAUGUGCUUUGGUAGCAUACAGGUAGCGAUACAUGAGAUUGUUUUUGGUGACAUUAUUUUUAAGAGCCAAUAUGUGGUGUUUGACACUGCGGGACCAAGAGUAGGUUUUGCGAGGCAGCGCCAGCAGAAGUUAGGGAAGGAGGUCGUGACGGGAUAG